AUGGCAGAGGUAUCACCAGAACAGCUGAAUUCCUUGAGAGGAUUUAAUCAGCAGCCUGCUGCAACCACUAAACAACCGCAAGAAACCGACUCAGCCUUACCCAAAGGCGUCGUCCUAGACAAAGAUGGAAAACCCUGUCGAACCUGCACCUCCGUCGCCUCAUGGCGCGCCCUCACGAAACAAGCGAAAGCCGACUCUCCCACAUCCUCCAGCGCAAACACAACCUCAACCUCAACAACGCCCACAAAGCCCCUCGCCGCACCGGCCACUCAGCCCGAAUCAACCAUCCCCGCAGACUGUCCACCCGACGUCGAAGCACUGGGCCGCUCAACCUGGACACUCCUACACACGAUGGCAGCGACGUACCCCGAGAAAGCGGAUACGCAGCAACAGUCCGAUAUGCAGGGCUUCCUGAAAUUGUUCUCGCGACUAUACCCGUGUUGGGUGUGUGCGGACGAUUUCAAGACGUGGAUGGCGCAUCCGAGUGGGAAGAACCAGCCGAAGUUGGGUGGGCGUGCGGAGUUUGGAUGGUGGAUGUGUGAGGCGCAUAAUGAGGUUAAUCGGAAGCUUGGGAAAAAAGAGUUCAAUUGUCGGUUUUGGGAGGAGAGGUGGCGAACUGGGUGGAAGGAUGGGAGGUGUGAUUAG
Molecule: messenger RNA, 645 nt
Organism: Penicillium longicatenatum
Lineage: Eukaryota; Fungi; Ascomycota; Eurotiomycetes; Eurotiales; Aspergillaceae
Product: flavin-linked sulfhydryl oxidase
Exons: 2
Coding region: 1-645 (214 amino acids)
Cellular component (GO): mitochondrion
Molecular function (GO): flavin-dependent sulfhydryl oxidase activity; flavin adenine dinucleotide binding
Source: RefSeq, a predicted model, not a curated record